Messenger RNA from Perca flavescens (yellow perch), 1018 nucleotides. RefSeq names its product FA core complex associated protein 24 (gene faap24). Lineage: Eukaryota; Metazoa; Chordata; Actinopteri; Perciformes; Percidae. The transcript is spliced from 4 exons. The coding region runs from base 240 to 893 and encodes 217 amino acids. Gene Ontology annotation, biological process: interstrand cross-link repair. Gene Ontology annotation, molecular function: chromatin binding. The record is from RefSeq and is a predicted model, not a curated record. Gene Ontology annotation, cellular component: Fanconi anaemia nuclear complex.
GCGACAAAGAGCCAUCUGCUCCUCACACACACCGACAAUAUGUAGACGAAGAAAGAUUUGGACCACAUUAGACGUUUGGAGGCAACAAAACCGAACAAAAAAAGCUAAUCUUAGUGUUUUCAGUCAGUCGGCAUCAUUGUCAUACAUCUAUGGUCUGCACAGGUACGAUUAUGUCUCUAUCCCGAGAGAGUCCAAGUUGAUAUUGAACCACAAUAAGUCGGUGAAGCUGUUCCGUGUUUAUGGAGAAUAAGGCGCCUGUUGUGCUGAACGCGGUUCCUCCUUACGGACAUGUUAUUGCCAGCGAGAAAUGGAGAAACUCUUCCCUUAUUCAAAGCUUAAAAGGUGGUGGUGUGAAAAUCCUCUUUGAGAACGAGCUCGGUGUGGCGGAUUUCCACCUGCCCAACAAGAGCUGCAUCCUCUACGUGUCCGAGUGCGACAUCAUAGCAGGAAACGGCUACAAGAGGAAACUGGUUCGCUACAGAAAUACCAGCAGCAGUUUCCAGGAGCUGGUGUUGGUGGAGAACACCCGACUCAGCGAGCAGUACUUCUCUGCCGUGCAGAAGUUUGUGGUGUUUGACCUCGGCCUGACUCUGCUGCCGGUCGGCGGGCAGACUGAAGCCUCACAGCUCAUCGCCCAAAUUGUUCACGGCGAGGACCGAGAGAACCCCUUCAGGAGGAGGAGUUCGUCCCGGCUGUUGGACCCGCUGGUGCUGGCUAUGGUGCAGCAUGUCCCCGGGGUCGGCAGGGUCAAAGCUCUGGCCCUGCUGCAGCAAUUCUCCAGCAUCCAGGAGCUGUGCAACGCCCCCCCUGCUGAGCUGGAGGCCAUCGUGGGUCAGGCUGCUGCUCAGCAAAUCCACAGCUUCUUCCACAAACCCUCUACUGCUGGAAUCUGAAGGCUGGACUGGAAGGUUUGGAUUUAAUGCCGAUAUUUGGGGUGGCAGUAGCUCAAUCCGUAGAUAUUUGGUUGGGAACUUGUAAUUUCCCCACUGGGGAUCAAUAAACAGUAUAAAUUAUUGAA